Messenger RNA from Galdieria sulphuraria, 951 nucleotides. RefSeq names its product 30S ribosomal protein S1. Lineage: Eukaryota; Rhodophyta; Bangiophyceae; Galdieriales; Galdieriaceae. The transcript is spliced from 5 exons. Gene Ontology annotation, biological process: translation. Gene Ontology annotation, molecular function: structural constituent of ribosome; mRNA binding. The coding region runs from base 71 to 898 and encodes 275 amino acids. The record is from RefSeq and is a predicted model, not a curated record.
UGGAGAUUGCAUUUGUUGCUCAGCCGUGUUUUUUUGAUAUUGUGAUUCGUUCGUUUAUUCGAUAUAGGAUAUGCAGGCUUUUGUUUUUUUAUGUGGAGCGAAGACGUUUCAUACAGUCUCAAAUAGGAUUGAACUCAAGUUGACGAAAAGCGCCUCACUGAGCUUUCGUGACGGUUUGUUUGUUCCCAACAGCAGAAAAUUGGUAUGUGACAAGAGACGUCAAUUAUUAGCCCCUGCUUCCAUCGGUUUGAGAGCUUUUCCAAAACACUUGUCAGAAAUUACUUCCUUAAGAAGUGAUGCAGCUGUCAAUGCUUCUGUUUCCUAUGGAGAAGAGGGCUCUCCUCAGUUGUCAGUUUCUGAUCUUGUCAUCGGAGAAACAUACACAGGAAUAGUGAAGAACGUCACCAACUACGGUGCUUUUGUGGAUAUAGGAGCUAACAAACUUGGCUUGUUGCAUAUCUCACAAAUGAGUAAUCGUUUCGUGAAUCAUCCCAACGAAGUAGUUUCCAUUGGAAGCCAAGUCACGGUUAGGGUAUACAAGAUUGAUGUUGAAAAGGAUCAGUUUUCUCUCACUAUGAAGACACAAGAACCAAGGAGGAGAAGAAAUGACGAACCGGAAAACGUUGUAGAAGCACUUCGCUCCUUUGCCGAGCAAGUUGAUAGGCAUGAGUUUAGAAAGGGGAGAGUAGUGAAUGUUACGGACUUUGGUGCUUUUGUGGACAUCGAUGGUCCAAAAGAUGGACUUGUAUUUCGUGCAGAUAUGACUGAUGAUUUAGAAGUGGAUGACGAGAUUCAAGUUAGGGUGAAGAAGAUCGAUUUGAGCAGGAAAUUUAUCACCUUGAGCAUGAAGCCCAUUACGGAAUAUGAGGAAGAGAACAUGUCAUUCGUACGAGAAUAGAAACUUGCAAACUAUCGAUAAAGUUGUCUGAUAACGAGUGAGAAGAUGUUAAC